This is a messenger RNA of Morus notabilis, 1302 nucleotides long. RefSeq names its product protein STRICTOSIDINE SYNTHASE-LIKE 10. Bases 90 to 1205 code for a protein of 371 amino acids. The transcript is spliced from 3 exons. Gene Ontology annotation, biological process: biosynthetic process. The record is from RefSeq and is a predicted model, not a curated record. NCBI's taxonomy places the organism in Eukaryota, Viridiplantae, Streptophyta, Magnoliopsida, Rosales, Moraceae. Gene Ontology annotation, molecular function: strictosidine synthase activity.
CCCAGUCAGCCCUGACAUUGCUAAAGCCAAAACUCAAUCUCAGUCCCGAGUCCGACUCGCCUAACUCAACUCAGUACACUACCUCCGUCAUGAACUCGAAGCUCAUUUAUACGGCGACGAUACUUGUCGCCUUGAAUUUCCUCAUCUCGCCGGCGGUAUAUAACCUCCACGCGCCGCCGUCCAUCCCUGGGUCCCACGACGACCUCCACUCCGCGAAAAUCGUCGGAGUCACGGGUGCUCUCGGACCGGAGAGCAUCGCUUUCGAUUCCGACGGCCGUGGGCCCUACGCCGGCGUCGCCGACGGCAGAAUCCUCCGGUGGGAAGGCGAUGGCCGUGGCUGGUCGGAGUUCGCGGUCACCACUUCUCAAAGGAAGGAAUGCAUUCGCCCUUUUGCACCGGAAAUGGAGCAUGUAUGUGGGAGGCCUUUAGGGCUGAGGUUUCAUAAGAAAACUGGAGAGCUGUACAUUGCGGAUGCUUAUCUUGGGCUUAAAGUGGUUGGUCCUGAUGGGGGUUUGGCAACUGAUUUGGUUUCAGAAGUUGAAGGGCAGCCUCUGCGUUUCACCAACGAUAUGGACAUUGAUGAAGAUAAGGAUGUCAUUUACUUCACCGAUACAAGUAUGAGCUUCCAAAGAAGGCAAUUCAUGUCGUCAAUCUUGAGUGGAGACAAGACAGGCAGAUUACUAAAAUACAACAUAUCAAACAAAGAAGUGACAAUCCUACUAGAAGGCCUUGCUUUUGCAAAUGGAGUAGCUUUGAGUAAAGACCGCUCUUUCGUGCUAGUUGCUGAAACAACAACUUGCAGGAUUCUCAGGCUCUGGCUCCAUGGUCCAAAUGUUGGAAAAGUUGAUGUUUUUGCCGAGCUUCCAGGAUUCCCGGACAAUGUACGAAGGAACCCGAAAGGGGAGUUUUGGGUUGCCUUACAUUCCAAAAAGGGACCUCUCUCGCACUUCGCUGUCUCAAACACUUGGGUUGGAAAAACAUUGUUAAAGCUUCCCUUUAGCUUCAAGCAAUUGCACUCUCUUUUAGUAGGAGGAAAGGCUCACGCAACCGCUAUAAAAUUAAGCGAGGAUGGGGCAGUUUUGGAAGUUUUGGAAGAUUGCGAGGGAAAGAAUUUGAAGUUCAUUAGUGAAGUGGAAGAGAAAGAUGGGAAGCUCUGGAUUGGGUCAGUGCUGAUGCCGUUUAUAGGCAUUUAUAACUUGCAAUAGGAAUUAGGAAAACAAUUAGUAUUAGAGUAAUGGGAGUUUAAUUUUCUAGUUUUUUUACUUGUUUUAGACCAUCGUUUGAAAUGACGUUUAGUUUCCA